AUGUUACGUUUCUUAGAACAGACUAACGAGUGCAUUCAUAAGUGGACACUGGAAACUGGCUCUUUUUACUUGAGUAACCCAUGCACGGAUAAGAACCACCUGGUCUUGGCCCCAGGAGUCCUCAAAUCCGGUGGAAUAAACCGAGCUUGCGUGUCAAGGUUUCAUCCUGAUGGACCUGCAAGGUUGCUGCUCACGUUGCUGACUGAAGACCUUCUGACUACUACAGCCUCCAGAGAACUGCCUCCAGGAGACGGUGGCUGUCUGGACAUCAGCGUUCCUCAACUGCCUAACACCAAGGCUGACCUGAUCGUCAAAUUACAGUACCCAGAAGCACAAUGCACGUGGGAACGUCGUCUUACCUUACGCAUUUCGAGUGGGCGGGUGCUGGUCGUGCAGAGUGAGCGCGCGCGCUACAGGCCUGGAGAGACUGUACGUGCUCGAAUUCUGGCACUUAAACCUGAUCUGGCUCCUUCACAUGGAUCGAUAGAAGAGGUAUGGCUCGAAGGACCACAAGGCGCAUGGCAGGGAACACGUGUAGCACAGUGGCUCCGCGUACGUACUCGGCUUGGCUUAGCGCAGCUUCAAUACCAGCUGGAUACAUUAGCGCCCUCUGGCAAGUGGACGCUCAGAGCCAAAUUGGAAGAUGGUUCUCAGGGGUCUGCGGUCUUCUGGGUAGGCCACUACGAGCUUCCACCAUUCCAACUCAGCGUGCGUCAUGCGCCAAAAGUACUGAAAACCAGUGAGAGGCUUGUUUGGACUGUGUGCGUCAGGUAUCCCUGGUCUGAAGCAGUGGAGGGCAUGCUGGUCAUCCGCCUACGCGGCUCAGGAGGAGGUGGUGCCGGCGUUAGAACAGCAGUACAGCUGAGGGCUCCGAAGGCGUGCCACAGACACGCCGUGGCUGCUAAACGAGUAGGGUUGCACUCACAGAACCCCCCUGAGGUCCUUGUCGCUGACUUCUCUUUCCAGGAGGAAGGCACUAGAAUAUGGCAGAAUACUACAGUGGUAUCACAAGUGGUGGAUAAACCCAUAACUCUGGAGUUCCUAACCAAGCACCGAGCUGUUAUAUCACGCGGAUUGCCUUAUAAGUUAAAGGUGAAAGCGACUCGCUGGGACGACAAGCCGGGCGCCGGCGAACUGCUGCGGGUGUGCAGGCGCCGCGCUGACGGGGCGGUCGCACCGGCGCUCAGCACCGACUGCGCCGAGGGCGAGACCGACGCCAGUGGAGUGGCGAGGCUCAUGUUCGCAGCCGUGCAGACUGAAGCACCUUUCUACAAAUUCCAGGCGCAGCUGAAGAACGACAGCACGACGAGCGCGUGGCUGUCGGUGCGCGUGGUGGUCGGCGCGGUGCAGGCGGCGCUGGGCCCGCUGCGCGCGGACCGGCGCAGCGCGCGCACGCUCGUGCCGCUCUACGUCACCGCGCACGUCACCGCGCCGCUCACCGUGCACUUCGUGGUAAUAACCAGAGGUGGUAUUAUCUACCGCUGGGGAGCGACAACACAAUGCCCCACCUCUAACUCGGACCAAAUACACACUGCGUCACGUAACUACAAAUGUAACGAAAACUACUACUCAUACAACCGUGACGUCACAGCACAAAAAGACAACAUAGCCAACGCUGAUGACAUAGACACGCCAGCUUAUAGAUCAAAAAGAUCUUUUGAAGUCCUACCUAAGUCGGAACAUGAUCCAAACGCCAUAGAUAUAGAUAACAUCGUCAAUCCAAGAGAUAACAGUAAAACCGCUUACGACCAGACAAAAAUAGAUUUUGAUCCUAAUUUGUUAAAAAUAUUUUUGAGCAAUCAAACACAUAAAACUGAACCGCAAAUUUCAAUACGAGAUAUUUUUACUAGAUCAAAAAAUGUUUCUUAUAAAACUGAGGCUUAUAUAGGUCCAACUUUUGAGGAGAUAAAGCGUCAGCCACAAUCACGCCAUAUCUUCAGUACACGACCAACCGUUGCCACUAGUCAAGAGUAUCACAGACCCGGACGUGUCAACCCAUCACCAGUAUCACUGACGGCGAACCAGUCAAAGAAAUACCACCUUAUUCUUAGAAAUUCUAGAACAUACCCGCAGGAUCAACUUGUGCCUGAGUUUAGAUUGAGGCAGGUAUCAACGCAGUCUCCUCAACAGUACACGAAUAUACCAACCGUGGGUCAUAGUGACGUCAUUGACAACGUCACUACCGUGACGUCAGACGCUCUGCUGGAUAGGAAGUUGAAGAUCAUGUUGCCUAUAAAGGUUUCUCAUCAGAUGUGUCCAGACUCUCAUCUCAUUGCUUAUUUUUAUUAUAAUGGGGAGCUGGUCAGUGCCGCCAAGCAUUUUGAGAUGGAUGAGUGUUUUGCUAAUAAGGUGGAAGCGAGCUGGCUGAGUCGUCAGGCGCAGCCCGGGUCUUGGGUGUCGCUGCAGGUGUCGAGCCCGGGGCCCGCGCUGUGCGCGCUGUCGGCCCUGGACGCGGCCGCCAAGUGGCUGCAGCCGCCCCCCUCCACCAGGGAGCUACUCAUGAGCAACCUGAGGCGCCUCAUCGAAAGCCACAGGAACCUGACCGAGUAUGACGCGGCCGGAGAAUGUUUCCUUAAUUCCGACACACCGGACAUGCCAAGCACAAGCAUGGAACUGACGGCGUACUGGCUGGCCUCGGCCGGCGUGCGCGUGCUGGGGGGCGAAGCGCCCCGCGCCGGGGCCAAGCGCUGCGGGGCGCCGCCCCCCGCCGCCCUGCGAGGCGACGACCCCGCGCCUAGGACUGACUUCUCUGAGGCUUGGUUGUGGCGUGUGAUGCCAAUUGGCGCCAAUGGCACAGGUGUUGUCAGUGCCCGCGCGCCAGACUCUAUCACGAGGUACGAAGCCGCGGUCACUUGUGUGUCAAAGAAUGGUGUGGCUGUGUCACCCCCUGCCGUUUUGCAAGUGUUCCGUGAGUUCUUCAUCCACGCGGAUGGACCGAAGCGUCUACGUCGAGGUGACUCCGCCAUCAUACGGUACAGGAUCUUCAACUACCUGUAUGAACCACUCAGUGUCCAAAUCCAAGUCCUCACCGACCCUCAUAUCGAAGCAGCAACAGACUCAGUGGAGACAGCGUGCAUCGCAGCCAGGUCUUCGAUCGCUAGGAGGGUGACCAUCACGGCCCGGGUCGCGAGCCCAGCCCGCCUUAGCCUCAGGGCCAAGACUGCCAACGAUGGAAACUGCCCCAAUGUUACCACCACGGUUUCAGUUAGUGACGAGGUGAUAAUCAAGAUGCUCAUAGACCCAGAAGGGGUACCAGUGCACGAGCAAAAAUCGAUACUAUUAUGUGGAGAUGAGAGCGAAGAUCAAAGAGGGUACAACUCCCAUAGUGCGUCACAAACGUCACAAAUAGAGUGGGCGUGGCCUCGAGUGGAGGCCGUACCGGGCACCGAGACCCUCACCCUGUGGGCCGCAGGCGACAUGACUGGGCCUUUAAUAGCUGACGCGGACUCUCUAGUGACGAUCCCUCGCGGCUGUGGCGAACAGAACAUGGCCCAGCUGGCCACCAACCUGCUAGCGCUGAAGCAGCUGGAGCCCACUUCGAUAGCCGCUCUCAUCGCGAGGGAACAUGUUGCCAGAGGGUUCACUCGCCAGCUUCAGUACGUGCACCCUUCGGGCGGUUUCAGCGCUUUCGGCCCGUCCGACGUGACGUCAUCCACAUGGCUCACCGCUUUUGCUGUCAAACAUUUAAGAAAAGCACACCAGUUGCUAUGGCCCAACGUGCAAACCCCUCCAGCCCUUAUCCGCGCAGAGAGGUGGCUGCUCAGUCAGCAGAUGGAGAACGGUUGCUUCAGAAACGAAGGACAAGUUUUUCAUAGAGAACUUAGGGGAGGACUAAACGAGGAGGGUGAAAUCGCAAGCGUGGCGCUCACAGCUUACGUCAUCACCGCUUUGAUCGACAACACGACCCCUGUCUCCUACCGCGUCAUCCGCAACACCCUCUCUUGUCUCCGCGCCCUCCCACCAUUAAAAUCUCAAUCUCCUACCAGAGUCUAUGCCCAGGCGUUAUUGGCCUACGCUUUUACGAAAAUAGAGAAAUAUGAAGAGGAUUUAAGGAAGACCAAUAAUGUGAAUUUGAUGAGAAGUAAUUUGGAGGAAAAUGAUGGAGACAGACAUGUUUUGGAACUGCUGAAAGUGGCCAAGAGAAGUGAUGGUUACGUCUGGUGGGAAGCUAACAGCCUGUCCACGUCCAUCGAGGCGACGUCGUACGCGGUGCUGGCGCUGCGGGGGCGGGGGCGGGGGCCGGGGCGGGGGGGGCCCGAGGCGCGCGCCGCGCUGGGCUGGCUCGCCGCGCACCGCUCCGCCGGCGGCGGGUUCGUGGCCACGCAGGACACUUUAGUAGCUCUAGAAGCUCUAACAGCGUGGUCGUCUGGUAAUCCGUCUACCCAUUUGAACGUGACAGUUCGAUCCGAUGAUCGGGCACAGACACUUACCCUGCUCCCAGGAGCCAGGAUACCUGAGGUGAUAAGCCUUAUGCCUGGAGAUCGACUCAAUGUCAACGUUCAAGGCAAGGGAUGUGCCUUGGUCCAAGCUACGCGCUCAUAUCACACGGUCUCCACCCCGGAGAAGGAGCCUCAGAAGCUACUGUCAGUGCAAGUGGCAGUUCACACCGACGGACCGUUCGACUGCGACACCAACAAUACGGCCUGCUUCUGUGCUGCGGUCAUUGAGGUGUGUGUGAUGUGGAGCGGCAAGUUCCCGGAGAUGGCGCUGCUGGAGGUGUCCCUGCCGGGUGGCUACGGAGCUGACGCACAACUGCUGUACUCGCAGCUUUAUAACCCUAGCAGUCUCCUUCGUCGCAUAGAGUUGUCGCCCACGAGCAGCCGCGCCACGCUGUACCUGGGCACGCGCGACGGCAACGAGCCGACGUGCGCGGGCGGCCACCAGUGCUGCCGCCUGCACGCCGUGGGGCCGCGCGCGCACACGCGACACGCCUACGUCAGGGUACAGGACUACUACGCGCCGGAACACAACGAUACACAGCUGUACACAAUACCAGAAGAUUGCCCACCGCGCAUCUCCCACGACCUUCCCCAAUACACGUCAUCGGACAAUCUCUUUAGCAAAGCCAAAGCACUUGAAGGUGAUGAGAUCCUCAUAACGAAUGACUUCACAUAUGAAGACAUACCUGAAGGCAUUCCCCUCGAAGACCCUCUAUAUGACAACUUAACUCAAAGAGAAGAAGAUAGUGAGGAAAUAGAAAAAUAUAUUGAAAAUACAGAGACUUCUACUGCAAAUAUAGGAACGAAAGAUUUAGUUCAAAAUACAACUGGUAACGUAACGCUAGAUAAUUUUAAUCGUAACGCAGAUGAAUCGCAACGCUAUGAAAACUCUGAUUUGUUUGUAGUUAAAAAUGAAACGAUAGACAAUGUUGAUAGUAACGCAGAUAUACACAGUUCACACCAUAACGGAAACUCUGAUUUGUUAGUAAUUAAAAAGGAAACUGUGAACGUAACGCCAGGUAAUGUUAAUUAUAACGCAACUGAACUCGAAACGCAACGCAAGAAAAACAAUGAUACACCUGUAGUUAAGAAUGCAACUGUGAACGUAACGCUAGACAAUGUUACUCGUAACAUAGUUGAAGAUGGAACCCAACAAAGUGGAAACAUUCAUGCGUUUGUAGGUAAAAAUACAACUAUUAACGUAACGCUUGAUAAUUUGAAUCGUAACGCACAUGAACACGAAAUGCAACACAAUAGAAAUUUCGAUAAAUUUACGUUAAACAAUGUUGAAAGAACACAAUUUCAUUUAUCUACUACCAGAAUGGAUGCACCAUUUAAAGUUGAAUUAAAUAAACACAUACAAAACACAGACAAAAAUAUUAAUCCAACUAUAAAUAAUAGAGAAAGUAACAGAGGAUCUUUCGAGAACGUUGUAGAAGCUACUACAGUAAAAGCGGUUUUAGCACAAAAAAUAACACAGCCCAUAGAUAAUAAACCUAUAGACAAUCCUAAUUUAGCUGAUUUCCAUGUCAUAGACACAGAGAAAGAUCUAGAAGUGCCAAGUGGCGUUGAAGGUCCUAUUCCUGCGGUUGUGUUACCACCGAAAGGGUUUGUGGCGCCACAACAAGAGAUGGCAAGAAGAAUUCAUACCGUCCACACGUCGAGAGGAUCCUAUCUCUUUUUUGAACCGGAGCAAUUCCAAAGGAGGUAUUUUGUGCCUAAAACAAGAACUAGUUCAGGGGACUGGUAUCAUUAUAAAAUAAAAAAGACUAGAAGGUAA
Arctia plantaginis is the source of this 6219-nucleotide messenger RNA. Lineage: Eukaryota; Metazoa; Arthropoda; Insecta; Lepidoptera; Erebidae. The record is from the annotation of a GenBank genome assembly.